Spinacia oleracea (spinach) is the source of this 4615-nucleotide messenger RNA. Its product is annotated as kinesin-like protein KIN-12E. The coding region runs from base 245 to 4510 and encodes 1421 amino acids. Gene Ontology annotation, biological process: microtubule-based movement. Gene Ontology annotation, molecular function: microtubule motor activity; microtubule binding; ATP binding. The record is from RefSeq and is a predicted model, not a curated record. The transcript is spliced from 22 exons. Lineage: Eukaryota; Viridiplantae; Streptophyta; Magnoliopsida; Caryophyllales; Amaranthaceae.
CCAUAACCAUCCUCUCUCCCAAUUCAAAAAUUUCCAACUCCAAUUUUCAAAAUGAAAAAAUCACAAAACUGACCGUUAGAUUCAGAUCCUCCAUUUCCUUUUCCUUUCACAUUUGUCUGCCAUUUUUGCUUCCUUCAAUUCCUUCCAUUCUCUCUCCUCCCUCACUCACAAACCCUAAUUUCUCAUUUCUUCUUCUUCUUCUUCAAAGUAAUAACACUGAAGUAAGUAAGUUAGCGUUACAGAGAUGUUCAAACUGCCAUUCUUCUCCAAGACACCGAGUUCAGUGAAGACUCGGGUCGGGUUCCAUGACCCACCCGAUUCAGCUCGGGCAACUCCGAGCAUGGCUAAGUCAAUGUCCCGCGACAACUUGUUGCAGUCCUCAACUGUUCGAAAUUUCAACGACAGAGAAGAAUUUCGCGAUUCUGCUAAUAAUGCGUUAGCAGUUCGAAGCUUUGAUUUGCCCGAGGAUCCUUCUUUUUGGAAAGACCACAAUGUUCAGGUUAUUAUUAGACUUCGCCCUCUCAACACAUCUGAGAUAUCACUGCAAGGCUCCAACAAGUGUGUUAGGCAAGAAAGUUCGCAGAGCAUUACGUGGACUGGUCAUCCUGAAUCACGUUUCACCUUUGACGUUGUUGCAGAUGAAAAUGUUACACAGGAAAACCUUUUUAAAGUUGCUGGAGUGCCUAUGGUUGAAAACUGUGUGGCAGGGUACAAUAGCUGCAUGUUUGCUUAUGGUCAAACUGGAAGUGGGAAAACACACACAAUGUUGGGAGAUAUUGAAGGUGGCACUCGACGAAGUAGUGUUGAUUGUGGCAUGACGCCUAGAGUGUUUGAGCACCUGUUUUCCAGGAUACAAAAGGAAAAAGAGGCUCGAAGAGAAGAAAAGUUCCGGUUCACUUGUAAAUGCUCAUUCUUGGAGAUCUACAAUGAACUGAUCCUUGAUCUUUUAAACCCAUCCUCUGUCAACUUACAGAUUAGAGAAGAUUUGAAGAAAGGCAUUCAUGUUGAAAAUCUAACUGAGUUAGAGGUUACAAGUGCUCGAGAAGUUAUGCAGCAACUUCUUCAGGGUGCUGCAAAUAGAAAGGUGGCUUCCACCAACAUGAACCGUGCAAGUAGUCGUUCCCACAGUGUAUUUACCUGUGUUAUUGAGAGUACUUGGGAAUCCCAAGGUGUAACACAUCAUCGUUUCGCUAGACUAAAUCUUGUAGAUUUAGCUGGCUCCGAAAGGCAAAAGAGUUCUGGUGCAGAAGGCGACCGUCUUAAAGAAGCCACAAACAUCAAUAAGUCGCUGUCAACAUUAGGACUUGUGAUAAUGAACCUCGUGGGCAUAUCCAAUGGAAAAUCUCAUCAUGUGCCAUAUCGAGAUUCGAAAUUAACUUUUUUGCUUCAGGAUUCACUUGGAGGGAAUGCAAAAACCACUAUAAUUGCUAAUAUUAGUCCGUCCAUUUGCUGCUCAGUGGAGACUCUAAGCACCCUAAAGUUCGCUCAGCGUGCAAAAUUUUUAAAGAACAAUGCCAUUGUCAAUGAAGAUGCUUCUGGGGAUGUCCUUGCAAUGAGAAUGCAAAUUCAGCAACUGAAGAAAGAAGUGUCUCAUCUGCGUAGUUUACACGACGGAGGAGCUGGAAAUCAGGAUAGUGAUGCCAUGACAUUGGGUUUGCUAGGAUCCCCUGGAGCUUUUAAGUGGGAAGGGCUUAAUAGUACAUUGAGUCCCCUGGCCUCUAAUAAAAGGCCGUCCCAGAAAAAAGAAGUCGAGGUUGCUCUUGUUGGGGCAUUUAGGAGAGAAAAGGACAAAGACAUGGCAUUGCAAGCACUUACUGCUGAAAAUCAGGCAGCUAUGCAGCUGGCAAAACAAAGGCAAGAUGAAAUACAAGGCCUGAAAAUGAGGCUUGGAUUCAGAGAAGCAGGUAUAAAGAGGUUAGAAGCUGUUGCCUCCGGAAAGAUCUCUGCAGAGACCCACUUGUUGAAGGAAAAAGAGGAACACUUGAAAGAGAUAGAGGUCUUGCGUGCUCAAGUUAACAAGAAUCAGGAGGUGGCAAGAUUUGCUAUGGAAAAUCUGCGUUUGAAAGAAGAAAUUAGAAGAUUACAGUCUUUCUGCGAGGAAGGUGAAAGAGAGCGAAUGAACGAACAGAUAAACACAUUGCAGUACAAGUUACUUGAAGCACUUGACUGGAAGCUUAUGCAUGAAUCAGAACCAUCAAAUGCUCAGAAAAAGAGUCCUUGCUUGCUGACAGAUCUGGACCAGCUCAACUUUAACAAGGAAUCUGCUUCAUCCUGGCAAUCGAUAAUCAAAGAAGAGAAUGAAUUUCUUCGAAUGCAGGCCAUUCAAAACCAGGCAGAAAUAGAUUCUCUCCGGAAGAAACUUGAGUCUUAUGUGGAGGCGAAAGAGAAAACGGAAAGACACAUCAAGGAUCUGGAGGCAGAGUUGGAGGAAAUUAGAUCUGCCAAAGAUACAAAAGAAGAAAGCGAGAAACUGCAAAUUGACGCUCCUUUGACUAUGACAAAUGAUAUUAACAACAGUGACCAGCUGGAGCUCAAAGCUAUGGUUGAUGUCAUUGGAGCAGCAAGUCAAAGAGAAGCUGAAGCACAUGAAAUGGCAAUUACACUAGCAAAGGAGAAUGAUGAAUUAAGAGCUAAGAUCAAGGUUCUUCUCGAGGACAAUAGUAAGUUGAUAGAUUUGUAUGAAAGGGCAGCUGCAGAGACCAGUAAAGCCAAUAAUUUAGAUGAUCAAUGUGAUGCCAAUGAAGACCAAGAUACUGGAUCUGGUGCUAGUCCUAAACUUGCGGAAAUGCAUGAUGAAAAUGAGAAACUGAUGAGUUUGUAUGAGAAAGCAAUGCAAGAGAGAGAUGAGUUUAAAAGAAUGCUUUUAUCUGCCGUGAACAACAAUAGUGCAGAGAGAGGAGAUUUCGAGUGCCCGGAAAAGAUUGCUGAGGUUGGAGGAGAAUGUUAUUCUGAGAGUAGCACCAGCAUGGAGUUAGACCAGCAAAUUUUAUCUGCUGAAACAGUAGUCUUAGAAGAAGGUGAUCCGUCCAAAUGGAACAAGCAGAAUACCUCUGGCCAGUGCCCACCAACUCCACUUACAGACAAAGUUCAGAUGGGCUUGGAGUCCGAUGAAUUCCUUGGUAAACCAAGUUCAACCAUUAAGAAGAACCCUUUUGAAGCAAGUGUUCAGGAUCAAUAUGAGAGCUUGGAAAAUCCUCUUGUGUGCAUUACAAGUAUGGUGGUUGAGGAAAAGAGCGCUUUUGAGUUUAGAAGCGAGGGUAAUUCCUUCCAAUGUCCUGGUGAUUCUCAGGAUGAUAUAGAUAGAAUAGUUGUUACUAAGGAUGUCAGAACUCAUUCUGAGACAGUGACGGAAGAGGAACUUGUUCUCGUGAGGAAGGAGCUGGAAAAAGCCCGUGAAAGGCUUUCAUGUUCUACCCACACUGUCAGUGAGUUUGGGACAAUUGAGAAAACAAUACUUCUAGUGGAUGCAGUCUCUAGGGAGAUUGAAGCGGUAAAGGAUAUCAUGCAGUUUGAGCAACAGAAGAUUGAGUCCCUUAAACCUCUCGGAUCAGAAAGAAGUGCCCUUGUGUUUCAAAAGCUUGCAGCACUUAAAGUUUCUCUAUCAAAUAUCACUUCAUCUAUUGCUUACUUUGAACAGCGAGAAGAUAGAGCAAAGGCAAGGGUGAAUGCCUCAAUGUCAUCCUUGGACCAACAUAAGGCAGAUCUAGCCUGUCUUCAGGGUCAGAGUGAUGAAAUCAACGCGAAAAGAAGAGAGAUCAAAGAAACUGAAGUGGAAAUAAGGAACAACCUGUGGUGCCUAAAAUCCAAACUUGAGGAAGAAAAUAAAAGACAAGAAACUCAAAGGGUUCUCCUUGCCAUUGAUAACAUUGAGAGAACUGAAGCUCCAGCUCUGAUCUGCAGCAAGGCAACUGAAUUGCUCAAAUCUGAAGAAGAGAAAACAAAACUGCAUAAAGAGAUCAAGCAAUCCCAGGAGAAUCUUGGUGUCAUCAAGAAGCAAGUUGAGGAUUUGAACAGGAAAGCCCAAAAACUUGAUAAUCAAAUACGGAUUAAAAAUUUGGAGAUGCAAGAGUCUGCAAAAUUGGUGCAGGAAAUGGAACUUGCCCUUGGAAAUGUCAGUAAUGAAAAGGAUAUUCUUAUGGAGAUGAAAGAGAAUGGGAAGCCCGAGAUUGAUGACAAGAUAGUUGAAUACCAGCAGUGUAUCUUUGAAGAUUAUUUCAGGGAAGAAGAGCUUAUGAUACUUGAAGAAGAUAUGCACGUGUUGUCAAUAAAAUUAGCAAUAUUUGAAAGCGAAAGAGCAGUUGCGGUAAAGAGAGCAUCCCAACUAUUGUCUGGACAGCAAUACCAAAGAGGCCUUCCAUCAGAAAAAUUGCAACAAGAGCUUGAAGAUGUUCAGAAAUCAAUUUUAGAAGCCAAUAAAUUACUCUCAGCAGAAAAGUCAAGUGACAGUCAAGUUGUUUUGUCUGCCAGUCUCCAUAGAAUUCAUGGACUUGAAAAUACUGAAACAGAUUAGAUUUUAAUUUACCAUGCUUGCUGUCCUGUACGAUAGAUAUUGUACUGAAACUUGCAUUACAGAAAGUAAAUGACGAAUAUCCAGUGUUACGAGUGUAUUGAUCAA